Messenger RNA from Vidua chalybeata, 4229 nucleotides. It is a transcript of the gene G2E3, whose product is annotated as G2/M-phase specific E3 ubiquitin protein ligase. Gene Ontology annotation, cellular component: nucleus. The transcript is spliced from 17 exons. Lineage: Eukaryota; Metazoa; Chordata; Aves; Passeriformes; Viduidae. The record is from RefSeq and is a predicted model, not a curated record. Bases 68 to 2404 code for a protein of 778 amino acids. Gene Ontology annotation, molecular function: ubiquitin-protein transferase activity.
GGCUGCUUCCCUGUUCGCUUCAGCCUGCAGGAGGGAGUUGUCUGCCCACCUGAGUUCCAGCCUGGAGAUGCAGGCCAUCACUCGUGAUUCCUGGCUUGCAGAACUUAGACAGCCAGAACAACUCAGGAUGAGUAAAAUGAAUAAUUUUGAUGUUCAAAGCACAAAAAUCUGUGUUCUCUGUGGGCGGACAGAUGAAUGCCCUGAAAAGUAUGGAGAAAAAAGGACCUAUGUGGAAUACAAUCUCACUGUUCAUUAUUACUGUUUGUUGAUGUCAAGUGGCAUUUGGCAGAGGGGUGGAGAAGAUGAAGGUGUAGAUGGAUUUUUAAUCACAGAUAUUAGAAAAGAAGUACAAAGAGCUGCAAAACUGAAAUGUAAUAUCUGUAAGAAAAAGGGUGCUUCAAUUGGAUGUGUAACUCCUAAAUGCAAACGAAGUUACCAUUUUCCUUGUGGGUUACAAAGGGAAUGCAUUUUCCAGUUUAUGGAAGACUUCAGAUCUUACUGUUGGGAACAUAGACCAGUCCAAGAGUUUAUGGAUAAAGAACCUAGAGGAGCUUCACAGUGCACAAUAUGCCUGGAUUUGGUUGAGCAUCUUCCGGUGUACACUGUAUUGAAAAGUCCUUGCUGUAAAAAUGCUUGGUUUCAUCGAGAAUGCUUGCAGUAUCAAGCUUUGAGUGCUGGGAUAUUUUUCUUUAGGUGCACAGUAUGUAAUAACAAGGACAAAUUUCAAAAAGAAAUGCUGAGAAUGGGCAUAUACAUUCCAGAAAGGGAUGCGUCUUGGGAACUUGAAGAAAAUGCAUAUCAAGACUUACUGCAUUGUUAUCAACACUGUGAUGUUAAAAGAUGUCUUUGCAAGAAAGGAAGAGACUAUAAUGAACCUGAGAGUAAAUGGGAAAUUAAGCGUUGCCAGUACUGCGGUUCUCGUGGGACUCAUUUGGCCUGUUCAUCUAUGAAGUCAUGGGAGCAAAACUGGGAGUGCAUGGAAUGCAGAAGUAUCUUUGCAAAAUCAGGGAAGUAUAGCAAACAGAAAAAGCGUGCUUUGGCUACUUCUGAAAAGACAAAUGGAACAACUUGUUUGCUGGAAGAGCCACCUCCAAAGUCCCCUCGGCAGUCAUCUGGAUCUCCACGCCAUUUUCUACUCCAAUCACCAAAGUUAAUGUGCCAGAACUUGUCACCUUGCUCACACCUAGAACAGCCAGCAUCCAACAGAGUGACAAUGUCCCUGUCUCCAGUGAUGUCAAAGAGGAGCUGGUCCCUGAGGUACAGGCAUUUAAGACAGCAAAGAAAGGAAGCUGGUAAUAUACUGAAGGAGUUAAAGGUACAAAUUAAAACAAAAGCAACAAGACUUAACAUCAAUGCAGAAAAUAUUUGGAGUAGUGCUUUAAAAGGAUUUAGACAGCGCAUCUUCAGUCCUACAAACACUAUUGAAGUAAAUUUCUCAAACUGCAAAAAUAGAUCGAAGACAAAUACUUCUGCUGCAUCAAAACACCAUUUCUUCCAAUUAUUAAUGCUUCACCUUCAGAAUUCAUCAUUGUUUGAGGGCUCUUCUGGAAAGAACUUGUCCCUUGAUUUUCAAGCUGUAAAAGAAAACCUUUAUUUUGAAGCUGGUAAAAUGAUUGCCGUUUCUCUGGUUCAUGGUGGUCCACCUCCUGGUUUCUUUUCCAAAACACUGUUCAAUUGUCUUGUCUAUGGUCCAGAGAAUGUGAAGCCAGCUUUGGAAGAUGUUGCUGAUGCUGAUGUAGCACAAACAAUAAAAAUGAUAAAAUAUGCAAAUAAUCUGUCCAGCCUACAGUCUACACUACAGGACUGCUGUGAAUUCCUCACUGCUGCUGGAUGUUUAAGACCUGUAACAGCUUUGUGUGAUAAGAACAUGCUGGUGAAUGACAUACUGAUCUAUUAUGUAAUCAAGAGAAUUACUUUACCCUUAGAAAGUUUUCAGCAGGGUUUGAAAACACUUGGUGUUCUAGAGAAAAUGCAAAUGCACCCGCAUGUGUUCUCUAGCCUAUUGUGCCACAAACCCGAAAGACUUUCAGCGGAAACUGUUUACGAUCUCUUUACAAUCCAUUCCUCAUCAGAUGUAAAUAAACUUGAAGGUGCUGAUUUUUGGAUGGACUAUUUGCAAGAUGUGGAAAGUGGUGACUCUGUAGUGACAUUGGAGGAUAUUCUGCUUUUUGUAACAGGCUCCUGUUAUAUACCAUGCAUUGGUUUUGAUCCUGAACCUACUAUUAAAUUUUUGCAUAUAAGGUAUCCCAUUGGAAACAAACUUCUUAAUUGCUUAGAACUUCCUAUAACAAAGACAUAUCAGCAGUUCAAAAAUAAAAUGGAGCUCACCAUCAGAAACACACUAAGGGUUGAAAGGGAAUUUUGCAAAAGUAGCAAGCAGAGUGUGAGUAAUUUUCAAGGAUGAGGACUUUUGGUACCUGCAGUGGCAAGAGAAAUUGUUCAGAACCUGGAAUUAAAUAAACAGCAUUUUAAAACCUUCAAUGGAGAAAGAAAUAAUAAAACAAUGUGAACAUAAGGCUUCAAAACAUACCUGAGAUUACAAAAAUUGAGUUCACAUCUUUUAUUGCUGAAUACUUUUGAACUCAGCAGUUGAAAGGCUUUUAUAUAAAGGCAGACCUAACCUAUAUGCCAGGUGUAAAAAAAGUCAACUUUAAAACUAUCUACUAUACAGUGCUAUAUCCAAACACUGAAUUCGUAAAAUCACUAAAAACAUAGCAUGUAAUAUUGCUUGAAAGGGUUUUUCUUGCAGAGAUUUUGUUCCCAUUGUGUAAUACUGACAUGUACCUGUUCAAGACAAGUUGUCUUUUCCUUUUCUGUUGAUUUGAUCAGCUCUAUUUAGACAGUCCAAUAUAAUACUUCAUUUAUUCAAGUUGUAUUCCUGAAUGCUGCUAUGGAAAGGCAUUUCCUCAUUUUCAGCAUUUAUUUAUAUAGAUCAGUCACAAAUUUAUUUGAACUGUUCAUUAGAAUUACAUUGAAUAAGCUAACUUCCAAACACAGAAUUGCCUGCCUUGUCUUGACAUUGUAAGAACAAUUUAUAUAGCUAUAAAAACCCUAGGUUUUUUAUUGUUGUAGCAGAUCACUGAAGUGCAAUAUUAUGGGGUAGUUUUCAUUUUACAUAAACACAGUCUGAGGCACACCUGAAAUUAGGCUGUUUACUUUCAGUAUUUCUGUAACACAGGGAGAAUGAUUGUGUAUGCAUCAGUUGUGUAUUAAAUAUAUUCUUAUAGAAGUUGCAUCUUUUAUAACAUUUGUCAGCACCAUGAAAGAGCUAUUGCAGUCCUUUGUGUGUUUGGCCAAAGAACUUCUCCCCACAGUUUCUGCAUCAAACCCUUAGUUUCCAUCUGGAAUUAGCACAUCAAAUAAGCUAUUUGUAGACUGAUAAUUUUCUACUAAACGGUAAUACAUUCAUAUUAGUGGGCUUAGUAUGGUCUCCUUAACAAUGUAGAUAUAAUUAAAAAAAAACAGCAUCAAGUAUUUUAGCUCUAUGUUUGAAAAACCAAGGAAUAAGAAAUUUGUGACUUGUUUUUUUGCCCAUUCAGAGGAUGCUUACCAUAAAAAGCUAUUUGCUUUUUUAACUGAAUGAAGAGUGAAAUAUAGUCCAAAGGAGAAAAAAUUUGUUCAUACUAAAAGUCUAAAUCAUUGUGUGCUACACCUUUGAUUAUUUUCAUUAAGAUGUUAUGUCCUGGAAUUUGAAAACAUGAGAAUUUUGAGAGUAUUAGUUAUUAAUUCACACUCACAUUCUGCAUAUGCAUUUUGAAAAUAGUAUCAAAAAAUCUAAUUUAAAUAGAAAGAAUUGCAACAUAGAAGUCUACAAAAUAUGCCUUUCAAGUAUAUUUUGAAUCUGUUUUAUAUGGUAAAAGAUGUUUAAAGCUCAAACUUUACUGUUUCUUACCUGAGGGAAUGUCUAAUAGGAAAAAAGAAAAAUUAAAAUAUGAUUUUGAAGCGCCAAAUCAUAUAUAUACAGAAAAUAAUUUUCAAAAUAUUAAUGUUUGUAAAAAAAACUACCCUCUGAUUUUUGUUUUACAUAAGCAAUGUUAUUUUUAAAGUUAUGGUAUUUAGAAUGUUAUGCAGUACAAUGUAAUUUUGUAAAUUCUUUUAGCUCUAACUUGAACUCUGCAGGAUCAGUGCCUAAACUGUUGCAUCUUCAAGCAAUGUUUGAUAAGAAUUAAUGUUGAAAUAAUCAGUAAUUGUUGGAAAUAUCGUGUAUAUGUCCAAAGUGCAAUAAAAGA